AUGAUUGAGACGAUCUAUAUCGCUCGACAUGGCUAUCGUAUGAAUUGGGUUACUUCCAGCUGGAAGAGCGUGACUGGGUUAGCUAAGGAUCCAUCGCUGGCUGCUUUCGGGGAGGCCCAAGCAAUAGAACUAUCCAAUUAUUUCACUGCACUACCACCAGAAGAACGUCCAACGGCUAUAUUUUCUUCUCCCUACUACAGAUGCCUUCAAACGGCGAUACCAGUCUCCGAAUCGCUGCAGGUACCGAUCUAUGUGGAACACGGACUAUCAGAAUGGUACUCGCCCGCCAUGCCGGGCACUGGAUUACACCCCCGUCCUUUCGCUGCACGUAAACUCAAGUCCUACAUCCCGCAGAUAGAUCCCUCAUGGCCGUCAGUAUGGUACCCGUCGCGCAGAGGAGAGCUAGUCGAAGAAGUGCAUGAUCGUAUGGGAGACUGCCUUGAAGUCUUGCAUGCUGCUAUUGAGCAACAAUUCCCCGAGCAACACAAACGGAUCUUACUCGUCAGCCAUGCCGCAACAGUAAUUGCCGCCACAAGAGAAUUAGUCGGAAGUAGAGAUCUGCCCCUCCGAAUCGGAUGCUGCUCCAUUACGAUUCUACAGCGGAAGAAAGGUCAAACGGAUGUACGAGGAGCUUAUGACGCUGUCAAACUCGGUUCCGGUGAGCAUCUGGAACAGGGUGCAUCAAGAGACUGGGGCUUUGAAGAUAUCGUGAUUAAGGAUGGAAAGGUUGUCGACGACGUGGGUACGCCCGGUACAGAGCAUGAGGAAGAUUAUCCCAUCGGAUGCCAAGUUUCGGAGUUUGAGCUAACUGCUCGGAUGUAAUAGACUAGAUAGAUGUUUUAGACCACUCCUUUACAAAUUUUAUCCUGACCGGAACCCC
Molecule: messenger RNA, 880 nt
Organism: Fomitiporia mediterranea MF3/22
Lineage: Eukaryota; Fungi; Basidiomycota; Agaricomycetes; Hymenochaetales; Hymenochaetaceae
Product: phosphoglycerate mutase-like protein
Exons: 7
Coding region: 1-822 (273 amino acids)
Source: RefSeq, a predicted model, not a curated record